Molecule: messenger RNA, 615 nt
Organism: Penicillium bovifimosum
Lineage: Eukaryota; Fungi; Ascomycota; Eurotiomycetes; Eurotiales; Aspergillaceae
Product: 60S ribosomal eL14 domain-containing protein
Exons: 4
Coding region: 1-615 (204 amino acids)
Biological process (GO): translation; ribosomal large subunit biogenesis
Cellular component (GO): ribosome; cytosolic large ribosomal subunit
Molecular function (GO): RNA binding; structural constituent of ribosome
Source: RefSeq, a predicted model, not a curated record
AUGGUUGUUGCGGGUGCUGAGGUAAGCACGAGCCCUAGACCUGCGGUUGGCCGGUUAAGCGAGAAUAUUGCGAGUGUGGGCACAUCCGAAUUUCGAGACAACUCUUGGACAAUUGAACUCUUUCGACAACCCCUUCUCGACUUAUACCCCCUGUCGACCAAUUUCGCCAUGGCCGAUAUCGAUGUCAAGGUCGCUUCGUGGAAGCUGGUCGAGGUUGGCCGCCUAGUGCUGAUCCGCAGCGGCCCCUACGAAGGCAAGCUCGCUGCCAUCGUUGAGAUCGUGGACCACCGCCGUGUCCUGGUCGACGGUCCCUCCACCGAGGAGAAGAAGAUUGUGCCCCGUCACGUUCUCCCUCUCGCCCACGCCACCCUCACUCACUUCACCAUUCCCCAGCUUCCCCGUGCUGCCGGUACCGGUCCCGUGAAGAAGCUCUGGGCUAAGAACGAGAUUGACGGCAAGUGGGCCAAGAGCUCUUUCGCUCAGCGCACCGACCGUGCCGAGCGCCGCAAGAACCUUUCCGACUUCGAGCGCUUCAAGGUUCUGCGCCUCCGCAAGCAGGCUCGCUACGAGGUCCAGAAGUCUCACGCUAAGGUCCGCGCCUCUGCCAAGGCAUAG